This is a messenger RNA of Auanema sp. JU1783, 1041 nucleotides long. NCBI's taxonomy places the organism in Eukaryota, Metazoa, Nematoda, Chromadorea, Rhabditida, Rhabditidae. The record is from the annotation of a GenBank genome assembly.
AUGGGAACAAAAGCUAACAACCAUAUAAGUAUUAUCAUUGAUAUGUAUGGGACUAAAGUGAAGCAUAUCGAUAUCAAUGUUAUGAAAUUUAUUCUACGUGUAUGUAAAUACUAUUAUCCCAGCUUGGUUCAGGACAUCCUUGUUUACGAAUCUCCUUCAAUCCUUAACGCACCUUGGAAAGUGGUGAAGUCGUGGAUCGAAGUUGGUCACCCAGCUCUUCAUUUGAUCAAUGAAGAUUGUAUUAUUGACUUCGUGGAUCCGCAAUACUUAAAACCUCACCAAGGUGGCACAGAUAAUUUUGUUUUCACCAUGAGUGAUAUCGCUAAUUGUUUGCCGAAUCCGUUAACACAUAUUUCACAAAAUGACAGUUUGAAUGGCUUCCGUGAAAUAGAAAUUCAGAAACCUAAUCUAGAUGAAUUUCCAACGAGAAGGAGGUCAGUCAAGUUUGAUGAAGACUCAGGAAGAGCAAUUCCAUUGACACUGCCUCGAAGACCCAGUAAAGGUCCUGGACGUAGAAAUGGUUUUCCAAGUGCUUUAAGGCCGAUAAUCGAGAAAAGAAUGAACGCAGGAGAAAACGAUUGGCUAACCACACCACUAAUUUCAAUCAGUCCGAGAGAUGAGUUAGCUUUGUCCAAGAUUGAAUCAGAAACUGACUACGUGGACGUGAUUAUUGUAAGAAACAAUACAGACGAGGGAAUGCAGUUCAAGAUCAAAACAACAGCUCCCGAAAAGUUCCGAGUGAGACCUAGCACUGGAUUCAUAAAAGCCAAGAACUCCGAGAUAGUCAGAGUUCAUCUCCAGAAUGAAUACAAAUAUUCAGCUGCCAAAGAGAAGAUUUUGUUUUUGACGAUGAAAACGAAUGACACGAAUUUGGAACAGUUCAGCGAUAUUUGGAAAGCAACUCCAGCUGAAGACAAGAUUGAAAACAAACUGAAAUGUAAGGUUUAUGAUGAUACGGAAGACAUUGCAAACGGCAAGCCUGAAAGGAGAUCUAGUNGUUGGAUAAUUAUUUCAUGGGAACAAAAGCUAACAACCAUAUAA